GGUACAUAUUUGUGUGACUAGCCCAAGCUGCUGUCUAUGUUACCACGGCCACAUGGCUAUUUUAGCACGCUAGCUUGAGCAGAGCUUGUGCUGUCUGUUUACCUGCAUUGGGAAGCAUGUCCCCAGCUGCCGUGUUGACACAUCCUGUAUCACAAGCUAAUUACCCCCACCCUCCCUUAGUUUCCCUCCACGAGCACAGUCCAAAAGGAUCUUGGCAGUGAAAUUCACCCCAGUGCAGAAGGAGCACCUUAUAGAAAACACAGAAGAGGAACAGAACACUGUAAGAUGUUUUCUCCUUUCACAGCUUAUCGAUAAAAAAUGAGAUUUUUGUUUUGUGCAUCUGUGUUUGAGCACUGAGAAAACUGAGAGAAAUAAAUCAAACAAAGGCCUCCAGAUCUACUUUGUAGCUUUCUGGCUAAUGUUUUUCCCCUGAUACUGGUGAUGGAAAACCAAAGCAGAAUCAGUGACCUGCUUCAAAGUGCACUUGACGAUCUUCUUGAGGAAGACUUCAAAAGAUUUAAAGACAAACUAUCACAUUCUGGCUUUAAGGGAAAAGGUACCAUCCCCCGAGGUCGGCUGGAGAAGGCUGACAGGAUAGAUACUAAGAACAUUCUGAUGGCAGUCUAUGGUGGAGAUGCUGCAGUUGAUGUAACCAUAGAAAUUUUAGCUAAGAUCAAUGUCAGAGGGUCUGCUGCUAACCUCAAAAAAGACAGAGAGAAAGUUUCGCCACAGGAAAAGGUGAAAACAUCAAAAAUUGAAGAAGAAACAAGAGGGAAUGACAGACAAGGGGAUCUGGGACCCUGUGCAGAGAUACAUCACGCCAAGGAGCAGGGAGUUGAUAAUUUGUCUCUGAAAGGCUUUGAUUAUCAGAAAAAAUAUAGAGAACAUAUACAAGAAGAAUACCAAGUAAUAGAAGAUAAGAAUGCUCGCAUGGGUGAACAUGUAAGUCUAGACAAAAGAUACACAGAACUGCUUAUUGUAAAGGAACAUCGGCAGCGGGAGGAGAAAGAACAUGAAAUAAUCACCAGAGGAAGGAAACACACAGAACUGAUGGCUCACCAGACCAGUCUCACUAAGAUUAAUGUUUUAUUUGACCCUAGUAGAAAUCAACAAAACCCAAAAACUGUUGUGCUGCAGGGAGCUGCUGGAAUUGGGAAAACAAUGACCGCAAGAAAGAUCAUGUUGGACUGGGCAGCUGGAAAACUCUAUCAGAAAAAGUUUGAUUAUGUUUUCUAUAUAAAUUGUAGAAAGAUAAAUCAUGUUACUGAAGAGCAAAGUGUUGCUGAUUUGGUUUUAGACAAUUGUCCUAAUGGAGAAGGACCAAUUAAAGAAAUCUUCGAGAAGCCAGAAAAACUCCUAUUCCUAAUAGAUGGUUUUGAUGAAUUGAGUUCUUUGCUAGACAUUGAAGUUAGACUGUGCACUGACCCAUUUGAGAAGAAGCCAGUGAAAACUGUACUGCGCAGCUUAUUGAGAAAGAAAGUUCUUCAAAAAUCCUUCUUACUGAUCACUACAAGACCAACUGCUCUGGAGAAACUAAAGGAGAAUUUGAAAUUUCCAUGUUAUGCAGAGAUAAUGGGAUUUUCUGGAGAAGAAAGGAAAGAAUAUUUCUAUAAAUUCUUUUGUGAUGAAAAGAAAGCAACACAAGCCUUUAAUUUUGUCAAAGAAAAUGAAAUGCUCUUCACCAUGUGCUUUGUCCCCAUUGUGUGUUGGAUCAUCUGCACGGUUAUGAAGCAACAGAUGGAAAAAAGGGAAGAUCUUUCACAAACUUCAAAAACAACCACCUCGGUAUAUUUGCUCUUUCUGUCCACUCUGCUAACUGAUCAUUUUGUUGACUCAAUACAGCAGCCUAAAACUACUCUGUGGAACCUUUGCUCGUUGGCUGCAGAUGGAAUUUUAGAACGAAAAAUACUGUUUGAAGAAGGUGACCUGAAGAAACACAAUUUAUCUUUGUCUAAGAUUCAGUCUCUCUUUCUGAAUAAAAAUAUUUUUCAGAAAGAUACAGAAUGUGAAAGUGUCUACAGCUUCAUUCACUUGAGUUUCCAAGAGUUUUUUGCAGCUCUCUUCUAUGUGCUAGAGGAAGAUGAAGAGACAAUGACACAAUCUUUGUCUUCUAAGAAAGAUGUGAACAACUUGCUAAAAAUUUAUGGACCAUCUAAAAAUAAUUAUUUGAUGUUAACAGUACGUUUCUUGUUUGGUCUCUUAAAUAAAGAGAGACGAAAUGACAUAGAGAAAAUGUUAAAUUUUAAAACAUCUAAAAUAAAGCUGGAUUUGUUGAAGUGGUUUGAAGCAGAAGCUAAAAACAUCUCCCUUCUGCCUUACAAGACCUAUGGGGAACUACGUGACCAGUUUGAGUUGUUUCACUGUUUGUAUGAGAGUCAGGAAGAAGAGUUUGUGAAAAGCGCAAUGGAUAAUUUCCAAGAAAUUAGAUUGGAACACAUCAGGCUUACAACAAUGGAUGAAAUUGCUCUUUCAUUUUGUGUAAAGAACUGUUGUAGUAAGCAGUCACUUUACCUGUGUAAUUGUACUCUUGGGAUUGGAGAACGAGAAGAAGGAUGGAUAGCAAAGCUACGGAAAUGGUUAUUUCCUCUGAACCCACUGAUGAAAGAUCCAAGAACUUCAGCUGCAUACGCAUUGUUGCAAGGACUGAAGGAUCCAAACUGUAAACUAAAGACCAUAUCCUUGUCCAGCUGCAAACUCUCAUCUGCUUUCCCUGAGGACCUCUCCCCUAAGACUCUCUUUACAAACCAGUCCCUGGAAAAGCUGGAUCUGAGUGCUAACACACUGGGAGACUCAGGACUGAAACAUCUGUGUGAGGGACUGAAACAUCCACACUGUAAACUGCAGACACUGCUGUUGUGGCAGUGCUGUCUCACAGCUGCUUGCUGUGGGGAUCUCUCUGCUGCCCUCAGUACAAACCAGUCCCUGACCGAGCUGGAGCUGAGUGGGAAUAAACUGGGAGAUUCAGGAAUUAAACUUCUGUGUGAAGGACUGAAACAUCCCAGCUGUAAACUGCAGAAAUUAGUGGUUUGGGAUUGCCAUCUGACUGAUGCUUGCUGUGGAGAUCUCUCCUCUCUUCUCAGCUCAAACCAGUCCCUGAGAGAAUUGAACCUGAGUGGUAAUAAGCUGAGUUAUUCAGGAGUGAAGCUUUUGUGUGAAGGACUGAAACAUCCAAACUGCAAGUUAGAGAAGCUUGAGUAA
Messenger RNA from Chrysemys picta bellii (western painted turtle), 3198 nucleotides. The record is from RefSeq and is a predicted model, not a curated record. Lineage: Eukaryota; Metazoa; Chordata; Testudines; Emydidae.